UUUUGGCAAAAAGGACCACCUGCCCCAGUGAAAUGGCAAAAAGGACCACCUAUGAGUGUAAAUGGCAAAAGUACCACGGCGGCACGCUAGCCAGGCGACACGUGGCGGGUGCCACCGCCGGCUGUGGUGGCAGGCCCUGCCGCCGUCGCGUGUGGCGGCACGUCCGUCCCAGGCCGCCGUCCGUUCGCGCCGUUUGCGCCGUCGACGCCAGGUGGGCCCUGCCGCCACAGGGUCCGGCGGCACGCUGACGUGGCGGCUGCCUCCACCAGCCGUGGCGGCAAGUUCCCAGGCCAGGAGACAAGGCCGGCAGGCCUGCGCCUCGUUGUGCGUGCGCACUGAUACCCACGAAUAUUUUUGCUGAUUGCUUCGCUUUUGAUGAUUGCUUCGCUGAUUGCGGUAAUUUCCCGCCUAAUUCUCCCGCUCGAUCUGUCCAGUUCUCUAUAAAAACAGCCAUCGAUAUUCUUUGGUACACAAGUGAUAAGUCGUUAUACCUUAGCCAGCAUGAGUGUGCCAUGCUCCGACCAGGAUUUUAGGCCGAUGAAGGGGAAGAAUGCAAGCUUGCCACCUGGGGUUACAGCAGAGAGGUGUUGGUGCGGCCGCCUUGCGAAGGUGAAGGAGGUGGUGGAUUUUUCUGAUAAGUUCGGCAUGAAAUAUUUCAUGUGCGCUUAUUACGAUCAUGAUCCACCCGCACGAACAAGUUCAUCAUCCUCGAGGCCUGCGUCUCCCCCGCCCCUUUGCAACUGGUUUCACUGGAUAGACCAGGAGCAGCCGGAUUGGGCGCGCCGUGAGGUGGAGGAAAAACAGAGGCGUGCAUGGGCAAUGUUCCAUGAGGAGGAGCGUUUCGAAAAGGCUAUUGCUAAUGAUAAAGCAGAAAGAGAGAGACAAAUACAAAAAUUAAGGGCAGAGCAAGCUCGAAAUCGCGAGGUAAAUCAGAAGCGGAUGGAUGAUGAGGCCGCACGUAGGUAUGCAGAGGAAGAGGUGCGCAGGGAGUCCCGUGAAGCGGAAAGGAAGAGAUUAAGAGAAAGGGCUGCUGAGGCGCAGGCAGCAGAAGAACGCGGCGACAAGACUGGAAAAUGGCCACGCUGGACGCAGGGCAAAUAGAGUGAUUUGUUGUAGUAACUACGUAUUUUAAU
Molecule: messenger RNA, 1133 nt
Organism: Lolium perenne
Lineage: Eukaryota; Viridiplantae; Streptophyta; Magnoliopsida; Poales; Poaceae
Source: RefSeq, a predicted model, not a curated record